Messenger RNA from Asparagus officinalis (garden asparagus), 938 nucleotides. RefSeq names its product nudix hydrolase 16, mitochondrial-like. Gene Ontology annotation, molecular function: pyrophosphatase activity. The transcript has 4 exons. The record is from RefSeq and is a predicted model, not a curated record. Bases 154 to 687 code for a protein of 177 amino acids. Gene Ontology annotation, cellular component: cytoplasm; nucleus. NCBI's taxonomy places the organism in Eukaryota, Viridiplantae, Streptophyta, Magnoliopsida, Asparagales, Asparagaceae.
UCUGUUUCUCUCUCUUGAUCUUCCCCCUAAGCUGGUGAUCAAAGGCGAUGGGGAUAGAGGGAGAGGGCUAAUUCUUUAAUCUCGUAGAGAUUUCGCUUCUUGAGAUUUAAAUUGAUAGGGAGAGGGAGAGAGAGAGAGAGAGAGAGAGAGGAUAUGUGUGAUUUAGUGGCCCGCACGGGUCGGCAUCAGCAGCGAUACGAGAAUGGAUAUCGCCUUGUCGCCGGGUGUGUCCCAUUCAAAUAUUUUAGCUGUGAUGAAAAUUGCAAUAUCAGAAUGAAGAAGAUCAUAAAAGUUCUUAUGAUCAAUUCACCAAGUGGACCUGGCCUUUUGUUUCCAAAGGGAGGAUGGGAAAAUGACGAAACUGUUGAAGAAGCUGCUGUACGAGAGGCCAUUGAAGAAGCAGGAGUUAGAGGAGAUUUAAAGAAGUACUUGAAUGACUACGACUUCAGAAGCAAGAAUCUCCAGGACGAGUUCAGCCCUGAAGGAUGGUGCAAAGCAUCGAUGUUUGCCUUGUAUGUGAAUGAGGAGCUCGACUCAUGGCCAGAGCAAGAAAAGCGCGAGAGAAAAUGGCUUACGAUUCCAGAAGCCUCUCAACUUUGUAGGCAUAGCUGGAUGAAGGAUGCCCUUGAUAAAUUUGCGGAGUAUUAUGAUACUGAUGAUGAUAAUGAUGAUCCUCCAGGAAGAUAACAGACAGGAUCAUACAUCCAACAAAUUUCUUUCUCUUUUAUGUGUUUAAAGAGAUAGAAUAUCGGUAUUGACUCUUCAAAUGUUUGAGGUUUUCACUGAUGCGAGUCGGUCAGGUUUCUUUUAGAUUAUUCUGACUUUCUCUUAUGUGAUUUUAUUGGCUGGGAAUUCACUUAUUGAAGUAACUUUUACCAAAUUGUGCAUAUAUAGAUAUUUUUGCAAAUUGUUAAAAAAAAACUUUAUGUGAAGAACUA